Camponotus floridanus (Florida carpenter ant) is the source of this 2448-nucleotide messenger RNA. Its product is annotated as arylphorin subunit alpha. Lineage: Eukaryota; Metazoa; Arthropoda; Insecta; Hymenoptera; Formicidae. The coding region runs from base 79 to 2316 and encodes 745 amino acids. The record is from RefSeq and is a predicted model, not a curated record. The transcript is spliced from 6 exons.
CAGCUACAAUUCUCCUCUGUCGACUCGCGAAGGUAGCUGAGACUUGCUGAGACUUGAAGACAUCGAAGAUUAAGCACGAUGCUGAAGGAGCUCUUGUUGUUAGCGCUCAUGGCGCUAUGCACAUCGAAGGGGUUGCACAUCACCGGCAAAACCGCCGACCUGGACUUCCUCCACAAGCAGAAGAAGCUCUACGAGCUGCUGUUCUUCGUUAAGCAAAACAUCUUCACCGAUAUGGAAUUCCAUAAGAUUGGCCGCGACUACAACAUAGAGAGCAACAUCGACUUGUACGAUGACAAGUUGAACGUCCAGGAUUUCCUGCACCUGCACAAAAGCGGCGUGCUUAGUCGCAAUGCCAUCUUCUCGCCAUAUUACGAGGAACACCGCGAGGAGGUGAAGAUAGUCUUCAAGCUUUUCUUCAGCGCUAAAGACUUCCAGACUUUCUACAAGACCGCGUGCUGGGCGCGUCUCCACCUUAACGAUGGCGUCUUUACAUCCGCCUUCACCACCGCUGUCUUCUAUCGUCCUGACUGCAAGCACAUGAAGUUGCCUGCUCCCUAUGAAAUAUAUCCCAAUUUGUUCUUCGACAACAACGUAAUCCAGCGAGCUCGUGAUAUCAAGAUGAUGCACGGAGUUAGGCCCACCAAUGUGGAUAACGGCGACAGCUACGUGAUCCACGCCAACUACUCUGGAAACCUGGUCAGACCCUAUCUCGACGAUUACAAAUUGGACUAUUUUAUGGAGGACGUUGGGCUGAACGCUUAUUACUAUUACGUCCGCCAAGUGAUGCCCUUCUGGUUCAGCGUGAAGAAUUUCGAGAUCCCGGCCCAAUUCCGAGGUCAGUUUUAUUAUUUCAAGCACAAACAGCUGCUGAAUCGCUACUAUUUGGAACGCAUCUCCAAUGACUUGGGCGAUAUCGAGGACUUUGACUGGAACAAACCCUUCUAUCCGGGCUUCCAUUCGAUCCUCACGUACAACAAUGGAAUGGUCAUACCGCAACGCUCUCGCUACACUGCCGUACCAUUUUAUAAAUACAAACAUCUGAAGGAUAUCGAUGUUCUGGAGAAGCGCAUCAUGGACGCCGUCGAUCUCGGUUUUGUUCACGACAAGGACGGUAAGCAAGUCAACAUCUACACUCCCGAGGGUUUGAGCAUCCUCGCGAAUCUGAUCGAAGGCAACGUGGAUUCGUGCAACCGACGCUUCUAUGGAAUGUACGAUGCUCUGACCCGCGACAUCCUCGGCUUCAACUUUGACUACAAAAAUAAGAACAAGGUAGUCCCGAGUGCUCUCCAAUGCUACAGCACCAGCGUGAGAGAUCCGGCAUUCUAUCGGCUAACCAAGAGGAUUAUGGGGUACUUCUUCAGAUACAAGAAAAAUGUGCCGCACCAUACCCAGGAUGAGUUGAUCUUCCCAGGCGUCAGGUUCGAAUCCGUCAAUGUCGACAAGCUGGUGACUUACUUUGACAAUUGCGAUACGGUCAUCAACAAUGCUCUUACCGUGGAGAGCUUCCAGGAGGGAAUGAGAUUCCGCGUCAAAGCUCGCCGUUACUGCCUCAAUCACAAGCCGUUCACCUAUCGCUUCACCGUCAACAGUGACAAGGAGACCAGAGCCGUGCUCAAGAUCUUCCUCGGGCCCGCUUUCGACAACAUCAGGGGAAAUGAUGUGUCGCAGCUUCGCGAGUUCUACAAAUACUUCUUCGAAAUGGAUCACUUUGAAGUGACGCUGAGACAAGGCACGAACACCAUCGAGCGUCACAGCUCAGACUCGGUCUUCACCAUGCCCGACUUGGUGUCCAGCGACACGUUCUACAAGCAGUUGGAGAGGGCUAUGAGUGGCAGCGCGCCGUUCACCUACGUCGAGAAGUUCUUUACUCUACCCGAGCGCCUGGUUCUGCCCAAGGGCAAGCCUGAAGGGAUGCGUUUCAAGAUGUUCUUCUACCUGAGCAAGCUCGACGGCAGCAACGUCAGAAGCGUAGAGUUGCCAAUCUUCGGCAAGCUGACGAUGGAUGAGAAACCGCUCGACUUCCCGCUCGACAAACCGAUGCAUCCGUGGAAGUUCUUCACGCCAAACAUGUUCAUGAAGGACGUGUACAUCUAUCAUAUACCGGGGAAUACGGUAAACGAGAAUAGGGUGACCGAGAAUACGAUAACCGAGAAUUGGAUGAAUGAGAAUUGGGUGAACGAGGAUAGGCUGAACGGGGAUACGGUGAACAAGAAUUGGCUGAAAGAGCAUAGGGUGAACGAGGAUACGAUAAACGAGAAUUGGUUGAAAGAGAAUAGGAUGAAGGAUACGAUGGACGAGAAUACGAUGAACCUUUAAGUUACUGAAUUAAGUUACCUUGAAGGAAAUUUUAGGGUUAUUAUAUAGUUGCCAAUUGGAAUUAUAUUGUAUCACGCGAAUGUGGUACGUGAAUCAAAACGUUUCUUUCAAUAAAGCAUGCUGAGAAAACUA